CCACACCCACACCCACACCCACACCCACACUCGUCACCUCACCACCAUACGUGUAUGUCAUCCUCCGCCAAUGGUGCAGGCGGACGGGUGAGCCAUGCCCAGCUGGUGGCGGCCGUGGACGCAGGCGACAUGGCCACACUCCGCUCGCUCCUUGCUGCUGUUGUCCGCUCGCCUGGCCAGCCCGGUGCCGGCCAUGAUGUCGACGAUGACAGUGCGGCUGGCUUGCUCCAUCCGCCGCCGCCGGAGCAGCAUCGUCGUGAGACUGCUGCUCGCACGUGGGCGCCGACGGUGAGAGAUGUGCUCGACGCGCCGCUGGAGGGUGGGCCGUGGCGAUACGAUCUCGGCAUGCUGACCGAAGGCACGUUGGUGCAUCUGGCGGUGCUGCGCCGGGCGCACGAGGUCAUGGAGGCGCUGUUGGCUGCCGGGGCGUCGCCAGAUGGUGGCGGUGUGGUCGGUCGGUGGAGCCAGGGCGUGCUUCGCCCGGGCCGCGCGCUUCGCGAUCGGCUGGUCAACGAGCAGAGCUUUAGUGGGACGCCGGCCGAGCUGGCGCGAAACCUCGGCGACACUGCAGCUGCCGACACGUUGCGUGAGGCCGCGCUGGAUGCGGCUGCCCGUGCCCGGGUUGGAAUGGGUGGCGCUGGCGCUGCCGCACGGGUUGUCGAGCUCGAGUCGACGGUCGCCGCUCUGCGCGCGUCGCAGGCCGCCGCCGCAGACUCGUACAAGGAGACGCUCAGAGCUUGGAUCGCAAAGGUCAAGGAGCUUGAGGACGCGCUCGAGGCCGAAAAGAGUGCCCGCGCCGAGGUCGAGGCCCAGUAUGCAGCGCAGAUGGACGAGGUCCGAGCACGCAUGGUCGCCGCCAAGGCCAAGCUCGCCGACCGCUACAAGGCCAAGGUUGCUGAGCUCGAGCUCAAGCUCGAGGCCCAUAAGGCCGCCGUCGACGCCACCAUCGACGACCGCGUCGUCGACGCCCGCGACAAGUACCACGACGACAAUGUUGCGCUCCGUGCCGCUGUCGAAGACGCUGCCAUCAAGGCCAGCGAUGACGCCGCAACCAUCGCCCGUCUCGAGGCCGCGCUCGAACGCGUCGGCGCGCUCGCAGGCAUGGACGAAAUCGAGGGCAUCCCUGUCCGCACCUCGCCCUCGGCCGGCCUUCCACUCCUCCCAGCCUAUCCGCACGAAGAGUCAACGCUCGAAGCCAUCCGCGGCAUCCGCCACGCUGCCGCCGUCGCUCUCGAGCAGGGUGCGCUCUCGGCCGAGUAUCUGCAGCGGCCGGCCGAAGCCCGCGCGCUCCGCCUCCGCAUCGAGCCGCUUGUCCCGCUCCUCGAGGCCAUGCUCCCGUUUCCGGUCCGACCCAUUACCGUCCAGAAAAUCCAUCGGACUGUCGCCGAGGUAGCAGACCUGCUGCAGCGCGCCCAGGCUAAGGCCCGCAAGGUCAAGGACGAGCACUUUGCCGUCGCAAACUCGAUGGUCGACGCCACCCUCGCCGCCGUUCUCGACGACCUUGCCUCGCUCCUCUCGUCUGCUGUUGUCGCCGGUGCCCAGGCCCGCCCUAACCCGCGCGCUGUCGCGGUUGCCACCGCUCUCGCUGCCAGUCCGCCGGCCGAACCAGACCGAGCACCCGAACAGCCCGACGAGUCUGUCCAAGCUCCCGAGCCGAAGCGCAAGCGCCGGUCCGGACGCCGCCGUGGCGGCCUCAUGGCCAAGCCGCCGUCAGAAUGAACAACUGCUCUUGCA
This is a messenger RNA of Thecamonas trahens ATCC 50062, 1734 nucleotides long. RefSeq lists its product as uncharacterized. NCBI's taxonomy places the organism in Eukaryota, Apusomonadida, Apusomonadidae. The transcript is spliced from 2 exons. Bases 55 to 1719 code for a protein of 554 amino acids. The record is from RefSeq and is a predicted model, not a curated record.